GAAAGCAUUUCUAGAUUGCGAGGAGGUGCGAGACAACAUUAACAUUCUGACUUAUUAUCUAGGAUUUUACAUAAAUACUGCGGAAAGUUACCCAAUAUUUCAACAAGAAAGAACAAAGUGACUAAGAGACUAAAAUGGAUAUAUACUAGGCGAUUAACGCUCACAUGAGCUCGCACUUAGCUUGAUUGCGCGAGACUCCAGUCACAUCCCAUCAUCCAUGCCCUUCCCUUUACUUCCUACCAUAAGUACUUAAGCUGAUCUGUACUCAGUGUCACUCACCGUGCUGCAAGAUAUAAUGCAAAUGCUUAGGGCCACAUACAUCUGUGGCCCAACAAUGAGCCCCAGAAACUUCUCCGUCUUGCCUCCAGUACGCCUCUCACCCCUCCGCAGUAUCUGCCACAAGCCCAUCAAGACCUUGCUCAACGCCAACCAGGAGUGGGCACAGAGCGUAGUAAAGGACACACCCGACUUUUUUGCCCGGUCAGCCACCAGCCAGAACCCCAAGGUAUGCCAAUCGCUCUGUUUUCAGUCACGUUUUCAAAGUUUAUUUCAGAUCCUUUGGAUUGGCUGCUCUGACUCACGAGUACCGGAAUCAGUCAUCACAGCAUCUAAGCCUGGUGAUAUCUUUGUGCACAGAAACGUUGCCAACCAAUUUCACCUCCAUGACGACAGCGCCCUCUCAGUCCUUACAUUUGCUAUCAAAGAAGUCGGCGUUGAACACGUCAUCCUUGUCGGUCACACCAACUGCGGAGGUGCCAUGGCUUGCAUAGAAGCAGCCAAAGUCGCUGCCGCUAACCACGGCGUGUCCACCCCACUCACGCGCUGGUUGAGCCCCCUCACCGCACUUGUUCAAUCCCUCGACCUUUCCGCGUACUCUGCGAGCGAGGCGUUGAGAAAGGUCGUUGAAGCUAAUAUCAUCAAGCAGGUCGACAAUAUCUGCAAGUCAGAGCCUAUUACCACUGCCUGGGCGGACCCGAAUGCGAAAAAGGUUGCUGUGCACGGAUGGAUGUACGAUCUUGCUAAGGGACGCAUCGAGGAGCUCGUCGUUCGGGACUCUUAGGCAUGACAAGAACAUAUUACGACUUGUCCAUUUUUUAUGCCAAUACAAUCUCCAAGGCCGCGCGCCAAAUUCAUGG
Messenger RNA from Suillus bovinus, 1136 nucleotides. RefSeq names its product carbonic anhydrase. The record is from RefSeq and is a predicted model, not a curated record. Lineage: Eukaryota; Fungi; Basidiomycota; Agaricomycetes; Boletales; Suillaceae. Gene Ontology annotation, biological process: cellular response to oxidative stress; cellular response to carbon dioxide. Bases 296 to 1060 code for a protein of 254 amino acids. Gene Ontology annotation, molecular function: zinc ion binding; carbonate dehydratase activity. The transcript has 3 exons.